ACUUAGAGUAAAAAAAAGAAAGGAACAUUAAAUCAUGUAUAAGCCCCAUGCUGUAUGCAUUCCUUUCCCAGCACAAAGCCACAUAAACGCAAUGCUAAGUGUAGCAAAGCUUCUUCAUCAAAAGGGCUUUCACAUAACAUUCAUCAACACCGAAUACAAUCAUAAGCGUAUACUCAAGUCGAGAGGCUUGAAUUCUCUCGACGACUUACCGAGCUUUCGCUUUAGAACGAUUCCUGAUAGCAUGCCUGUGGCCGACGACGACAUCGAUGCCCCGCAAGACCUACCGACUCUUUGUAUCGCUGUCUCCAAUGAUUUCUUAGCUCCUUUUUGCAGCCUUCUUUCUCAACUUAACCAGGAUGGUGAUGAUUUUCCUGUUGUUAGUUGUAUUGUUAGUGAUGGUUUUAUGUCGUUCACUAUUCGAGCUGCUACUGAGUUUAGCAUUCCGGUGGCUCACUUUUGGCCGUUUAGUGCUUGCAGCUUGUGGGGAUUUAGCAAUUUAGGUGAACUUGUGAAGCGAGGGAUUACUCCAUUGAAAGAUGAAAGCUAUUUGACGAACAGGUACCUCGAAACCACCAUAGAUUGGAUUCGAGGGAUGAAAAACAUCCGACUUAAAGAUCUACCGAGCUUUGCAAGAACAACGAAUCCAAAUGACAUCUUUCUAAAUUUUGUAAUUCAAGAAACAGAAAGAACAGCAAAAGCUUCAGCUAUUAUAUUGAACACUUUUGAUGCAUUGGAACAAGAAGUAUUGGAUGUUCUUUCUCAAGUUCUUCCUCCCAUUUACACCAUUGGUCCAGUCCAUUUGUUCACAGACAAAACAAAGGAGAAGAAAUUAGAAAAAAUAGCUACAAAUCUUUGGGAAGAGAAUCCAAAUUGCCUCGAUUGGCUCGAUUCGAACGAACCCAAUUCGGUGGUUUACGUAAAUUUUGGUAGCAUAGCCGUGAUGACAAACCAAAAUCUUGUCGAAUUUGCAUGGGGACUUGCAAAUAGUGGGAAACCCUUUUUGUGGAUCAUAAGGCCAGAUCUUGUCAUUGGAGUCGAAGAUGAUUAUGAUUAUGAUUAUUAUUCGACGAUUUUACCAAUUGGGUUCUUUGAAAAGACACGAGGAAGAGGAAUGAUAGCGAGUUGGUGUGCUCAAAAAGAAGUAUUGAAACACCCAUCAGUGGCGGGAUUCUUGACACAUUGUGGUUGGAAUUCGAUUAUCGAGAGCCUUUGUGCGGGAGUGCCUAUGAUUUUGUGGCCUUAUUUUGCUGAUCAACCCACGAAUUGUCGAUAUUGUUGCAUGGAAUGGGGGAUCGGUUUGGAAAUUGAUAGCGUUGUGAAAAGGGAUGAGGUCAAGCGAUGUGUUAACGAGGUGAUGGAAGGGGAGAAAGGGAAGGAUAUGAAGAAGAAAGUUAUGGAGUUGAAGAAUUUGGCUGAAGAAUCUUGCAAGUUUGGAGGUUCUUCUUAUUGCAACCUCGAUGAACUUAUACUCCAAAUACUAUCGAAGGAUCGAAUGUGAAGUUUUUGAACGUUAUGGACGAGAAAAUAAUGGGUCGGUGUCGUAUGAUUAAUGAGCUUGUUUACAUUUGUAUGAGAAAAUAAUGAUAUCAAUCCAUGUCGUGACAUUUCGAUGAAAAAUAUGAAUAAAUGUGGAAACUGAAUGCAUAUUAAUUA
Molecule: messenger RNA, 1653 nt
Organism: Cucurbita maxima (winter squash)
Lineage: Eukaryota; Viridiplantae; Streptophyta; Magnoliopsida; Cucurbitales; Cucurbitaceae
Product: 7-deoxyloganetin glucosyltransferase-like
Exons: 2
Coding region: 35-1498 (487 amino acids)
Molecular function (GO): UDP-glycosyltransferase activity
Source: RefSeq, a predicted model, not a curated record